UAGAGGAUAAAGAUAUAUAGAGGGAGAGGAGAGGAGGAAAAAAAGGAAUAUAAAUCGAGAUGCGAUCUUACCGUAAAAAACGGUUAUUCAUAGAUUAGUUCAUCAGCCGGCCUGGCCUGCUCUUAUAGUCGACACGGUCUCACCAUCACUAAUUAGCACACUACUCAAAACCCAAAGCUCCAAAUCCAGAAAUUUCCAGCACAGCAAUGGAUCCAAACCCUACAAAUUUCCCAAUUCUCUCUUACGUCAUGUCAAAACUCCCCAGUAUCGGCCCUAAACGCGCUGCCGCUAAUGAAUUCGACAUCGAACAACCCAAAUCCCCACCUCAACCUCCACCCGAACCUCACUUCGACAUCACCGAACGUAUGCCUCAUCUAACCGACCCUAAAGUCAUCACCGCUAUGCGUUUAGCCGUUGCUGACGUGUCACAAACACGUUCCAUGCUCAAAACCCUAGGCGAGCGUCCAUAUCACGAGCUUGUCGAUACUGCGAAGUUGAAACUAGCUGAAAUCGAAGCCGAAUUGGCGAAGCGUAUCGAGGAGAUUGUGCUGUCGCCACGUGUACCUGAGAUGGAGAGGGAGGACUGGAGAUCGGAGUUGGCUGUUAAGGAAAACGAGUUGCGAAAGGCGUAUGAAAAGGAGAAAGAGGAGUAUAAGGCGUUGAUCGCGUUGGAUGAGUUGCACGAGGCGUAUGAGAAGAUGUUGAAGGAUGCUGAGCAAAGGCUUGAGAAGAUUUAUGAGACGGCUGUUGCUGGUGGUGACGUGGAAGCAAUUGAACAGGGUUCUGAUGAGAAGAGUGAACUAAAAGAGGAACUGAAUGAGGAAGUGAUUGCAAUUUUGCAAGAGGCGUUAGGGAAGAUUGUGGAAAGGGUUGAUUUGUCAGGUAGGCAGCUUAGGAUGCUGCCUGAAGCUUUUGGGAAGAUUCACUCGUUAAUCGUGCUUAAUUUGUCGAACAACCAACUUACGGUGAUUCCUGACUCAAUUGCGAGCUUGGAAAGUCUCGAGGAGCUUCAUCUGUCUUCUAAUCUUUUGGAAUCGCUGCCAGACUCCAUUGGUCUGUUGUUUAGUUUGAAGAUCUUAGAUGUCUCUGGAAACAAGCUUGUUACUUUGCCGGACAGCAUUUGUCAUUGCAGGUCAUUAGUGGAGUUGGAUGCAAGCUUCAACAAACUUUCUUAUUUGCCAACAAAUAUUGGGUAUGAACUGGUAAAUCUGAGAAGGCUUUCACUUUCUUUUAACAAGCUCCGUUCCUUACCCACUUCCGUUGGUGAGAUGAAGUCCCUGCGCCUUUUGGAUGUGCACUUUAAUGAAUUACAUGGGCUUCCACUUUCAUUUGGGAAAUUGACAAAUCUUGAGAUCGUCAACCUGAGCAACAAUUUCAGUGACUUGACUGAGCUUCCUGACACAAUUGGUGACUUGAUAAAUCUAAAGGAACUUGAUCUGAGCAACAACCAGAUCCAUGAACUGCCUGAUACAAUUAGCCGGCUUGACAACCUGGCUGUGCUUAAGUUGGACGAAAACCCUCUUGUGAUACCUCCGAAGGAAGUCGUAGUUGAAGGUGUUGAAGCCGUGAAGGCUUAUAUGAUUAAGCGGCGGCUUGACAUACUGUUGGCAGAAGAACCACAAGUUAUGCUUGGAGAGAUGGGGCAGACACCGACAGGCUUGGUAACUCGAAGUACCUCCUGGUUGAGUGGUGCUGUUUCAAAUGUUUUUGGAACUGUUGCAGGGUAUUUGGGUGGUGGAGGGAAGUCAGAUGCAGAUCAUUAUCUCAACCAGCAGUUAUGAUUUAUGAAGCUAAUGAGGACCUUCUUUAAGCUUUUGCACUCGUCUAUAUUAUUUUCAGUUCAAGGUUUUCGUGCUUUUCCAAUGAAGUUUGAAGGAAUAUGGCUGAUAUCGAACCAGCUACACUUUUCCCCUUCCUCAGCAUGUUCUUUUUCCCAGUUUGAUGUGUGAAGAGAAGUAAGGUUGCCGGUGUUUUGCAGUCUUCUUUCUGAGGAUGUUUAGAAAUUGUGACUUGUUAAAAAGAAUAUUUAUAUGUUACAAUAAUACAAACAAGUCUGAUUUGCUCUAAA
Lycium ferocissimum is the source of this 2068-nucleotide messenger RNA. RefSeq names its product plant intracellular Ras-group-related LRR protein 1-like. Gene Ontology annotation, molecular function: protein binding. The transcript has 3 exons. Bases 207 to 1781 code for a protein of 524 amino acids. The record is from RefSeq and is a predicted model, not a curated record. NCBI's taxonomy places the organism in Eukaryota, Viridiplantae, Streptophyta, Magnoliopsida, Solanales, Solanaceae.